Molecule: messenger RNA, 1237 nt
Organism: Thecamonas trahens ATCC 50062
Lineage: Eukaryota; Apusomonadida; Apusomonadidae
Product: NAD-dependent epimerase/dehydratase
Exons: 2
Coding region: 1-1185 (394 amino acids)
Source: RefSeq, a predicted model, not a curated record
AUGGCCGAUAACAGCACUUCGAUCGAGAUGCUCGAGCUCUCGGGCCUCCGCGCGCUUGUGACGGGCGGCGCCGGCUUUAUUGGCUCGCACCUGGUCGACGCAUGUCUCGCCGCCGGCAUGACCGUCCGCGUCCUCGACUGCCUCAUGGAGGCCUCGCAUGGUGCUGGUGCCGAUUGGCCCGAGUACCUGCCGGAGAGCGUGGAGAAGAUGUACGGCUCGGUGGCGGUGCGCGAGGAUGUGUUCAAGGCGCUGACCAACAUCGACGUUGUCUUCCACAUGAGCUCCAUCGGCGGCCUUGUUGAGGGCUCCGUCUUUAUGCACGAGAACGCGACGGGCAUGGCACUUAUGUUUGACGUCAUUGCCCAGCACAAGCUUCCCAUCAAGAAGAUCGUUGUCGCCUCCUCGCAGGGCAUCUACGGUGAGGGCCGCUACGCCUCGCCCGACGGCACCGAGUUCUCGCUCGCCGGCACCGGCGAAGUCGGCAUGCGCAAGGAGGCCGAUCUCGACAACGGCAUGUGGGAGGUCCGCUGUCCGAAGACCGGCGAGCCGACAACGGGCGCGUGUGUGCCCGAGUGCCAGACGCCGAUGCCGGCGAGCCCGUACGCCAUCUCCAAGAUGGCUGUCGAGCAGCUGGCCCUCGUCAUGGGCCGCGCCCAGGGCAUCCCCACCGUUGCGCUCCGCUUCGGCCUCACCUACGGCCCGCGGCAGUCGGUCAAGAACGCGUACUCGGGCAUCGUCUCCAUCUUCUCCACCAUGAUCCUCAACGGCAAGAACCCGAUCAUCUACGAGGACGGCCUGCAGACCCGCGACUUUACCUUUGUCGCUGACAACGUCGCCGCCCAGCUGCUGGUCAUGCGCGACCCGCGCGCCAACUACCAGGUCUUUAACGUCUCCACCGGCGUCGCCACCACCCUCAACGAGGUUGUCGAGAUCCUCGCCAACGAGUACGGCCGCCCUGAACUGACCGGCUCCCGCCCGGGCAAGUACCGCCUCAUCGACGCCCGCCACCUCGUCCUCGACUCAUCGCGCCUCCGCGCCCUCGGCUGGGCCCCGCAGUACACCGCCGCCAUGGGCCUCAAGGCCCAGGCCACUUGGAUCAAGACCCUGGGCGAGGUCAAGGACUACUUCUCCGACACAAUGACCAAGCAGGAGGGUGCCUCGUUUGUCCGCGGCUCCAAGGCGUAGCCCGCUGAUCAUGGCUUCCUCGUUUUGUACCAAUACACAUACUCACGCUGCC